GUCAGCAGUUUCACUAUUUUAGGCAACCACAACCCUUUUCCCCAUUAAAACCAGGCGUGUUGUGGGCUGCAUUUACACCACACGCACUCACUCUCCUCUUUCCCACACCAGAUCUCCUCGUCCUCGAUUUUUAGCCGGUUUGGCUCGCUGCCGCAUUGCCUUCGCCGGAAAUCCAUUCGCUCUCGCACUCAUACGAGGCUAUAAAUAGGGAGCGCGGCGCAAGACUGAACCACACACCACAACCCACAAGCAAGAGUACGUAGAGCAAGACCAUAGUGGUGAGAAGAGAUAGGAUGGCGUCGGAGAUGAGCAAGGACGUGAAGUUCUCCGAGGAAGAAGUCACCUCGCACCCGCGUGUUCUCGGAGGUGAGGAUCAGACGGUUGUGCCGGCACGACAGUCUUCCAUCUUCGCGCUGACGUCGGACGAGCUGCAAUACUCGGUGUGCGAGGCAGGGCGCAACUUUGGGUCCAUGAACAUGGAUGAGUUCAUGAGCAACAUCUGGAAUGCCAAGGAGUUCCAAGCAGCGACCAGUGGUGUCUUGGUGGGCAUGGAGGUGGAUCCUGUGGUGGGUGCUGGUAGAGGCGGAGGUGGCGAAGAUGCAAGAGGAACCAACCUAGCCUGGCAGGAGUCAUUCUCCUUGCCUCCCCAGCUGUGCCAGGAGACGGUGGAGGAGGUGUGGACUGAGAUCAACAGGGAGCCCCGCCCGGUGCAUUCCCGGCCCCAGUCCGCGCGGCCUUCGCCGCAGAUUCCCGUCCAGCCACUGGCGGGAAAUGGUGGUGCGGUUGCGGCGAACGACCAGUGGGGGACGCUUGGACAGAUGACACUAGAGCAGUUCCUUGUCAAGAUCGGUGUGGUCCGGGGAUCUGGCACCGGCGGCCAGGCGACUGUGCCGGUCGGCAUGGUCCAUGGACAGAUGAACCUUGUGCAGCAGGGGCAACAGCCUAGCCCAGUGAUGUACCCGAUGGCACCGGCAAACGGCAUGUUCCAUGUGAUGGGCAACGGCAUGGGGUUCGUCCCCAACGGGUACGCAGGGAUCGUCGUGGUGCCGCCGCCACCACCUCCUCAAGGUGGGCUGGGUAUCGUGAGCCCAGGGUCGUCGGACGGGAGGAGCGCCAUGACGCAGGUUGACAUGAUGAACUCCAUGGGCGACGGAGCGAUGAUGGAGAACGGCAGCGCCCGGAAGCGCGCCGCUCCGGAGGAUCAGUCCUGUGAGAGGAGCAUCGAGCGCUGCCACCACCGCAUGAUAAAGAACCGUGAGUCAGCCGGACAAUCGCGUGCUAGGAAGCAGGCUUAUACCGUGGAGCUUGAAGCCGAACUGAACCACCUCAAGGAGGAGAACGCUCAUCUGAAAGCUAAGGAGAAGACGAUUUUGCUGACCAAGAAACAAAUGCUGGUGGAGAAGAUGAUGGAGCGGUCCAAGGAGAAUAUGAACGCCAAGAAGGGUGGUGCCCUGUCGCGGCGCUGCGGCAGCUGCAUCUGGUGAUAGGUGACCCGCCAUUCAGCUUCCAUAGCCGUGCUGGCAGGAGGAUGAGAAUGAAUUAUGGUUAUCUUUCCUUUCCAGAGCGUGGUGGUAUCGUAAUUUACUAGUAGUACCUAAAACCCAUAAGGACCCAAAUGUCAGUGUUUAUCUAGUCAAGCAAGUGAACUUGUGUUGUUGUUAUUGUUUAUAGGUACAUGGGUUUGUUAGAAACUUCAGACAAAUGGAACAAAAGAAAGUUAGCAAUAUGUUGAUGUGUACUAGCGCUUUAAUAUGAUGUGAUGCAA
Messenger RNA from Triticum aestivum (bread wheat), 1765 nucleotides. Its product is annotated as bZIP transcription factor ABI5 homolog. NCBI's taxonomy places the organism in Eukaryota, Viridiplantae, Streptophyta, Magnoliopsida, Poales, Poaceae. Gene Ontology annotation, molecular function: DNA-binding transcription factor activity. The coding region runs from base 294 to 1484 and encodes 396 amino acids. The transcript has 5 exons. Gene Ontology annotation, cellular component: nucleus. Gene Ontology annotation, biological process: positive regulation of DNA-templated transcription. The record is from RefSeq and is a predicted model, not a curated record.